Molecule: messenger RNA, 1730 nt
Organism: Solanum lycopersicum (tomato)
Lineage: Eukaryota; Viridiplantae; Streptophyta; Magnoliopsida; Solanales; Solanaceae
Product: nuclear transport factor 2
Cellular component (GO): cytosol; ribonucleoprotein complex
Molecular function (GO): mRNA binding
Source: RefSeq, a predicted model, not a curated record
UCAACCACCUGUGUCUGCUCAAGUUGUGGGAAAUGCAUUUGUGCAGCAGUAUUAUCAUAUACUUCACCAUUCACCAGGGCUGGUAUUUAGGUUUUAUCAGGAUAUUAGCAAGCUUGGUCGCCCUGAAGAUGAUGGCUCCAUGAGCAUUACGUCCACAAUGCAAGCUAUCAAUGAUAAGAUACUGUCACUUAACUAUGCGGACUUCAGAGCAGAGAUUAAGUCUGUGGAUUCCCAAGAGUCCUUCAAUGGGGGAGUGCAUGUCCUUGUUACUGGAUAUUUGACUGGGAAAGACAACUUGAUCCGAAAUUUCUCUCAAACUUUCUUCCUGGCUCCGCAAGACCGAGGGUACUUUGUUUUGAAUGAUAUGUUUCGAUAUGUGGAGAUUGCCAAUCAACAAGAUGCUGUACAAGUUCCAGAAACUGAUGUGUUGGCUCCUGUUACUCCAGAGCAAAUUGUUGUAGAUCCCUCUCCAGCUCAGGAGAAUCACAUUUCUGAUCAGAGCACACCAUCUGCUGAGGAAGCUAAUGGGGGAGAAGUUUACAAUCCUCCCCAGAAUGAUAAUGUGCCUGAUAUGGUAGAGGAAGUGCCAGUGGCUGAGGUUGUUGAUGAAGUGCAAGGUGACUCGACAAUGGUAGCUGAAACUAACAUCAUAAUUGAAGAAGUUCCAAAGAAGUCUUAUGCUUCAAUUGUCAUGCAUCUAAAGGAAAGUGCUGCAACUUUCUCCCCUCCUCCAGCGCCUGCUCCUAGGAAGAUCGUACCUAAGAAUGUUGAGCAUGUUAGACAACUUCUUGCACCAGCACCAGCUGAUAGCCCUGCUUUAAGCUCUGACUUUGUUGAUAAUGUGAACAACCAAGAGGGAGAAGCUGAUGGUCACUCCAUCUACAUCAAAGGUCUACCUAUGAGUGCCACCACCGCCAUGCUAGAAGACGAGUUCAAGAAGUUUGGACCUAUAAAGAAUGGAGGCAUUCAAGUCCGAAGUAACAGACAACAGGGAUUUUGUUUUGGCUUUGUGGAAUUUGAGGUGGAAACUGCUGUGCAAAAAGCAAUUGAGGCUUCUCCAAUUUUAAUUGGUGGACGCCAAGCUGCCGUUGAAGAGAAGAAGUCCACCAGUUCUCGAGGUAACACUAGGGGUAGAUAUCCAUCUGGAAGGGGUAAUGGAGUCAGAAAUGAUGGAGUACGUGGGCGAGGUAACUAUGGAGGCAGUGGGAGGGGCUAUAAUCGUGGUGAUUUCAAUGGAAGAAGCGAGUUCAACAACAGAGGUGGCAAUCGCGGAGGGUCAUCCAAUCGUGGAGGUGGUGAUGGCUUUCAGCGAAGUGACAACAUGGGAGGCAACAACUGGCGAAUGAAUCGUGGUGGUGGUAUGGCAAAUGGAACUGCCAAGAAUAUGACACCACGGAUUUCUGCUACAGCUUGAGAAGCUGUUUUUGGCAAAUAAGUGAAGCUAAUUUAGUAAUUCUUUUUUGAUUUGAAAUGGUUGGAUGUCCGCAGGUAGAGAGUUUUGUCUUGAGCUGUUUUUCAUAAGAGCUCUUACUGCAUACUUGUUCAUUUAUCCUUUCCCUAAUUUUUGCCGUUAAUUGGUGUAGAGGUUGGAUAGAAAUUGAGUUUUAAGUAGCUUCUGUUCUGUAGCAUAUUGUUAUCUUAUCCCCUAGGAAGAGAUUGAUUAUCCACUCAUUUUGUAAGCCACGUUGUAUUUGUUAAAUUAUUUUUGGUCUCUUGCUGACCCCCCUUUA